CGAUUGUGUGUUAAUGCGUCCAUUGGAUGCUAGCUAGUAAGCGGUAAGCCUCCAUGUGUGGUGCGUGUUGAGAAGAUUGAAGCAGAUGCUAGGAACAAUGUGAAGGUGCAUUGUCGAUGGUAUCACCGUCCUGAAGAUUCACUCGGGGGAAGGAGACAGUUCCAUGGAGCCAAAGAGCUCUUCUUGUCUGAUCAAUAUGAUGUUCAAAGUGCACACACCAUUCAAGGGAAAUGUAUCGUUCACACCUUUACCCCUGAUGUAGAUUCGAGUAUAAAGCUGCUACUGGUGCAUUUACCCCUGAUCGAGUUGCUGUGUACUGCAAAUGUGAAAGGACGUAUAACCCAGAUGAUCUGAUGGUCCAAUGUGAAAGGGUGCAAGGACUGGAACGAGAGAAGCGUAAGGUUUCAUUUCAGGGUGUUGGAAAAACUCUAGGUGGUAGCAACGACGGCAGUGAAAGUAGCUCGCUGAUGGCUCCAGAUUCUACCUCCAUUCCUAUCCAAACCAUCCAAUCCGGAUCAGCAGCACAAGCACCAUCUCAAAGUCUUGAAAUAGAUGAAACCGUUCCAACAACAUCGAUCCAGCUAAGACUAGCUGACGGGACACGCCUGGUGGCUAAGUUCAAUCACCAUCACACGAUCAACGACAUUCGCUCUUUUAUUGACUCAUCUCGACCUGGAGCUCCAGUGACCUACCAGUUUCAGGCAAUGGAAUUCCCACCAAAGCCCUUGACUGAUCUCAGACAGACCAUUAAGCAAGCCGGUCUCGCCAACUCUGUUCUUCUUCAGAAAUUCGAGAACUUUCUACAAGGGUCGGUGUUCUUUUGGGUCUAUAUAUGUAAGUUUACUUCUUGGCUUUGUAUAGUUUACAACAUAAAUGGUGUCACUUGUGGUAUAGUUUUCACUUAAUUUGUGGAAAAUAAAUUUCGUCUUUUAUACAUCAUUUUUAGGAACAGUAUACAUUUGUUAGUUUGGUAAGAGCAUAUCUUUGCUGUGUUU
Molecule: messenger RNA, 995 nt
Organism: Camelina sativa (false flax)
Lineage: Eukaryota; Viridiplantae; Streptophyta; Magnoliopsida; Brassicales; Brassicaceae
Source: RefSeq, a predicted model, not a curated record